AUGGCCGGGCCCUCACGCCCCGUGGCUCCCAUGCUGUUCCUCGCCCUGAUGGUGCUUCUGGAGCUGAGCCCCACAGCCUGCCUGGGACCUGGAGCUCCUGCCCGGAACCUCCCUGAGAAUCACAUCGACCUCCCGGGGCCAGCCCGGUGGAUGCCGCAGGCCAGCCACCACCGCAGGAGGGGCCUGGGCAGGAAGGAGCGGGGCCCAGGCCUGCCCAGCAGGGCCCAGAGCGGGGAUGUGGUCACCGCCACCAGGCAGGCCUCCAGACUGCCAGGGGCAGGAGGGCUGCUGCCUGGGCAGAACCCUGCAGGCCUGUUUCAAGGUGCGGACCUGCUCCUUGGGCCGGCGCUGCCCUACCCCGAGAAGGAGAACUGGCCUCCAGGGCCCACGAGGGCCAAGAAACGCAACAGGGAACACAGGAGACGCAGGGAGAGGUUGAAAUCACACAGAGGCCGAGCCCUGGUGCGAGGUCCCAGCUCCCUGAUGACGAAGGCAGCGCUCCCAGCGGACCAGGCCCCGGACCAGGCCCCGGACGUGCUGGAGGAUUCCUCCACCAGCCUGGCCCCGACCAUAUUCUACUUAACCACCUUGGAGGAGGCACCUGCCACGGAAGAGUCCCGGAUCCUGCCCGUCACAUCCCUGUGGCCCCAGGUAAGGGCGCAGCCCAGGCCUGACGGGGAGGUGAUGCCCACACUGGACAUGUCCUUGUUCGACUGGACGGAUUACGAAGACUUAAAGCCUCAUGUCUGGCCCUCCGCCAAGAAGAAAGAGAAACAUCGGGGGAAACUCUCCAGCGAUGGUAACGAAACAUCGCCCGCAGAAGGGGGGCCAUGCGCCCAUCACCCAGACUGCGCGCCAGGGACCUGCUGUGACCUUCGGGAGCAUCUCUGCACGCCCCACAACCGAGGCCUCAACAACAAAUGCUUUGAUGACUGCAUGUGUGUGGAAGGCCUGCGCUGCUACGCCAAAUUCCACCGGAACCGGAGGGUCACACGGAGGAAGGGACGCUGCGUGGAGCCCGAGACGGUCAGCGGCGACCAGGGGUCCUUCAUCAACGUCUAG
Molecule: messenger RNA, 1062 nt
Organism: Condylura cristata (star-nosed mole)
Lineage: Eukaryota; Metazoa; Chordata; Mammalia; Eulipotyphla; Talpidae
Gene: DRAXIN
Product: dorsal inhibitory axon guidance protein
Exons: 6
Coding region: 1-1062 (353 amino acids)
Biological process (GO): Wnt signaling pathway; axon guidance
Cellular component (GO): extracellular region
Source: RefSeq, a predicted model, not a curated record